CUCAAAGACGCCUCACUUUACUUCUACUACGACUCCAACGCCAAGACAUCACUCGGUGUAUUCUUCCUCCACGGCUAUAGAGUACAGUCGUGUGUAUUGAUCGCUAAGAAGAACACAUUCGAAGCCAUACCCCCGGAGUCCAAGUGUAGGCACCUGUGGUUUAUGGCCGAGUCGGACGUCGACAAAAAGAGAUGGCUGGCGGCACUCGAGUACUCCAUCGACCGUUGGAUUAGACUCUGAUAUCCGUUGGAAAGUCAAGAAUAUUCUUGAACUCGAAUUAUAUAUUAUAU
Oppiella nova is the source of this 290-nucleotide messenger RNA. The record is from the annotation of a GenBank genome assembly. NCBI's taxonomy places the organism in Eukaryota, Metazoa, Arthropoda, Arachnida, Sarcoptiformes, Oppiidae.